This is a messenger RNA of Didymosphaeria variabile, 942 nucleotides long. RefSeq lists its product as uncharacterized. NCBI's taxonomy places the organism in Eukaryota, Fungi, Ascomycota, Dothideomycetes, Pleosporales, Didymosphaeriaceae. The transcript has a single exon. Bases 1 to 942 code for a protein of 313 amino acids. The record is from RefSeq and is a predicted model, not a curated record.
AUGAAUGGAAUGAACGCUGGCCAUAACAGACAGCCCAGCAGCCCUACGCUACCGCCAUCUGUACCAAAAGACGCGCCUUCCAUCACGAAGAACGACGACAUUAUGGGUGAGCUAGGGCUCGAGGAUCCAACAACCAACUAUAUGUCUCAAGCCGACUCGGCGGACUCUAUGCGAGCUUUUGAGGAUUACGGCAGAACCGACAGUGUAACACAAGAGAAGGGUUUUGAGCAUAAUGCGACACGCAAACGCUUCUCAGCGGACGAAUUGAGACGCUUUUCGAUAGACGAAUUGACUUCCUACGACCUACACCCGCCGGCACCCAAAUUUUCCGAUGCGAACGCAGAGUAUCUCGCAUCGCGACUUUUCUCAGCAGACCACCUUGACCUAAUACUGAAAGAUACCGAACAUUCCCGGCGCUUUCGUUCGUUCCUAGAAAGAUAUCACCCUCAGUUGGCUGCAACCCUUGUGCGCUAUCUAGAGUCACAGAAAGCUCUGGCAGCCAUCCGAUACGCAAAUGCUUUAGCUGAAGUGGUUUCUGCCACGCGACCUCCACAAUCGCAACAGCCAUCACGUUCAUCAUCUGUGAAGAGCAAUGCAGCGGUUGUAGAUACACACUUCCAAAGCUUCUCCCAAAAAGCUGUCGACGAAUUAGUGAACGAAGCAUUGCCCGCGUAUGUCACGUACCGGAUGAUUACAGUCGUGACCGAAUGCUUAGUGAAGGAUAUAACCGGGACUAGUUCACCGUUCAUGCGGGAUCUAGUUCAAGGUCUCGCGGAGGUCUUCUGCUUAAGCGAUCCAAACCAGCCUGACAACCCUCUCGUUUUCGCAUCUGAAGGUAUACCAAACCGCUUUGAAGCGUUUGUCAGACCGCUUACGUGGCAACACAGAAUUCUACAAUACCACACAGUACAAUCACGAUUAUGUCAUUGGGAAGAAUUGUAG